Molecule: messenger RNA, 1059 nt
Organism: Nicotiana tabacum (common tobacco)
Lineage: Eukaryota; Viridiplantae; Streptophyta; Magnoliopsida; Solanales; Solanaceae
Source: RefSeq, a predicted model, not a curated record
AUGGAGGAUCAGAGGUUGACACAGCUACAUCCUGGGUCGUUAGACCAUAGCGUACUGACAAGACAAAACCAUCACAGGUCGAAGGACGUAUGGAAUGGUGAGGUGGAAAAGCCUAUUUUAUGUAGACGGUCAGAUGGUAAUUUUUGGAAUUUGGUUCAUGAUCGUCCCAUUCAUCGACGUGUCCUGCAAAUAUUAAUUGAUGCAGGAUUUUACGGGGUCUAUCGAGUAGGACGUAUACAAUUAGACCAUGCUUUUAUUACUUCUCUUGUUGAGAGAUGGCGUCCGGAGACGCAUACUUUUCACCUAAGAGUUGGGGAAGCCACUAUUACGCUACAGGAUGUAGCUAUUUUGUAUGGAUUGCCAGUAGAGGGAAGGCUAGUAUUGGGCAUUGAUAGUACAAGAAAGACCGAAGAGUGGCAGAAUAUGUGCGACGCGUUGCUUGGUUUUAGACCACAUAGUUAUUGUUUAUUUGGUAGUAGGCUUGAGAUUAGUGCACUAGCUACAUACAUGGAGCAAUUGCCUUUGCUAGAUGAUGAUGCAGAUGAGGUAGUUGUACAUCAGAGGGCUAGGUGCUAUAUGUUAUGGAUGAUCGGGGGUAUACUGUUUCCUGACACAUCAGGAAACAAGGUUAAGUUAAUGUACUUGACGCUGCUCGAUGACAUCACGCAGAUUGGUACGUAUAGUUGGGGUAGUGCUGUGUUGGCGUGCUUGUACCGUGCAUUGUGUAGAGCUACUCGGCCAAAAAACAAUGAGUUAUGUGGCUUCAUACCACUUCUACAGGUAUGGGCAUGGGAGAGACUGAAGAUGGUUCAUCCAGACAGACGUCAGGCAAGAGAGGGUGCUAUUAGAUUCUCCAAUGAUCUCCCUGGUCCGCCACAUGCAUGUAAAUGGAACGUUCAGCUUAGUUGGACACAUACAACGCAAUACGUGUUGCCAUUAUUUCGGGACCAGCUAGAUAACCUUGUUGAUGAACAUUUUGUUUGGGAGCCGUAUACUCUAGAUGUGAUGGAGAAUCUUCCCGAGUAUUGUCGAUCAGGAGAGUACUUUUGGCGUGCUGUG